Messenger RNA from Strongylocentrotus purpuratus (purple sea urchin), 1154 nucleotides. RefSeq names its product tyrosine-protein kinase-like otk. Gene Ontology annotation, biological process: immune response; positive regulation of T cell proliferation; T cell costimulation. The transcript has 6 exons. Gene Ontology annotation, cellular component: external side of plasma membrane. Bases 210 to 1154 code for a protein of 314 amino acids. The record is from RefSeq and is a predicted model, not a curated record. NCBI's taxonomy places the organism in Eukaryota, Metazoa, Echinodermata, Echinoidea, Camarodonta, Strongylocentrotidae.
GACUUUAAAUAGAGUAAUACAGGGAAUUAUUAUUUGCCCUGCAAAUAUCUAAAGGGUAUUGUAUACAUAACUCACGCGAGCAACUUUGUCUAUUGAAUAAUCGACAAACUAAUAGAACGGUAUAUAUUCACGUGAAAUUGAUUUUGUGAGUACACUACUGUGCUAGCGUCCAUGAUUUAUUGAGACUGCAGAAGAAAGAACAAAAGGCCAUGGCACAUAUUCAAGGAUUUCUCGUAAUAACCUUACUGGCUUGGGCCGCAGUCAGUGUCUCUGCAACAACUCCAGAACUUUCCACGAUGACCGGUGAAACUGUCAACAUACCAUGUCUCUUCGAAAACGCCACGAUACGUAACCUCUUUUGGUACUACAACAAUGGUACUGAGCGUCACAAUAUUUUGUCCCUUGCCAAGGGGCAGUUAACAUUAGGAGCAGAAUAUGCAGAUCGGGCAAGUUUGCAAGACGACAAUUCGACGCUCAUCCUGAAAGAUAUAACCGUUACAGAUGAGGGGACCUAUCGCUGUGACGUUGACCGGCAAGGCCAAACGCCAGUGCUCAAUAUCAACACCAAGCUUAAUGUGUUCAGUCUUCGCCCUGAUACGCUUCCAGUGAUCACACCUAAUUGCACCGGGGCUGACGAGUCUUCACCUUGCAGCGUUCUUACCAACCAAUCCUUCAUCCUUACCUGCGCACUCCCCAACGUUUAUCCUGUUGAAGAUACUGAACUCAUUUGGUAUCGGGAUGGAGAACGUGUCUCGUCUACCGAUGACGUGACGCAGAACGAUGACGGGACCACCGAUAUCAGUCGACAUAUUCAGGUGUCUGAAACAGGAAACUUUACCUGUAACACCACAUAUCUUACGGCUAAUGGAAGAGAGAACACAGCCGUAUCGGUUGAAGUAUGGAUCAUACCACCAGAAGAUGUACCAAACACAUCCGGAAAGAACUUGAUAAUUGGUCUUGUAAUCGCAGGGAUAACGAUCAUUGUGUUGCUUGUAAUAGGCAUCUUCCUUUUCAUCUGUCGUCAGAACUCAAGAGAAAAUGGAGAUGCUCCAACUUCUCGGAACAGGAACGAUGAUCCCCAACAACAAGGUCAAGAACUCCUUGAUAGAUCACCAGGAAUCAGCCCUAAUACUCAACAUGGUAAGAUCAUUUAA